Pichia membranifaciens NRRL Y-2026 is the source of this 996-nucleotide messenger RNA. RefSeq lists its product as hypothetical. Bases 1 to 996 code for a protein of 331 amino acids. The record is from RefSeq and is a predicted model, not a curated record. Gene Ontology annotation, molecular function: membrane insertase activity. Gene Ontology annotation, biological process: protein insertion into mitochondrial inner membrane from matrix; mitochondrial respiratory chain complex IV assembly. Lineage: Eukaryota; Fungi; Ascomycota; Pichiomycetes; Pichiales; Pichiaceae. The transcript has a single exon. Gene Ontology annotation, cellular component: mitochondrial inner membrane.
AUGUUGCCAAGAAUUUAUAGACCGAAAAAGAUAAUAGGAUGCAGCCGGAGCUACAAUCGGCUGCAACGCAGAAACUUUUCAUUUGAACCAGUUUCAGAAGGAUUGAAGCAUGCGUCAGAGAUGCUGAUACAGGUGCAUGCAGACUCGCUGUUGCCGUGGUGGGUCUUCAUUCCCUUGGCUACGUUCACCAUGCGGACCUGCUUCACGCUUCCCAUUGCCAUAUAUCAGAGACGUGGGCUGCGGAAACAGAACGAACUAAGACCAAUCAUCCAGGCAACUACCCCGGUUUUACGUGCCAAACUUGCAUCCGUUGCGCAGGCGGAACAAAUCAAACGACAGAAAGAGAUCGCCAGAGGGAUCAAAAGCCCCGUGCCUAACGAGAAGGCGACAUUGACGGCAGACAAGAUAAUGAUACUGGCAGCCAAGGAGAAAUACAAAAGACAAAAAGCAUUGUUUAGGCAGUAUGGCUGCCAGACAUGGAAAAUGAUGGUGCUUCCAGCGGUGCAGAUACCGCUCUGGGUCUCCUUCUCGUACAUGUUCAGAACAAUCACCGGCUGGACGGAUUUUGGGAACAAGUCCAACAUCGACAUGUCUUUGACAGAUGAACAUUUUUUACACUUGUACGACCUAUCGGUAAGCGAUCCAUAUUUCAUACUUCCAAUCACCUUGGGUGUUGUUGCGUUAUGUAAUGCUGAAUGGAACUUUAAAACAGCAGAUCUCAUGCAACUAACCACUAGAGGAAAGAAGAAUACGCUAAGACCAACGGCAUUCGAUGUCAUUAUAACCUUGUCUCGUGCAUCGUUGAUAUUUUUGACUGCGGUGGCCACGCAAGCGCCAGCAGCUCUUGUCAUGUAUUGGAUAAGCUCGAACUCCUAUUCCCUUUUACAAAACAUCUUGAUGGACCGGUUUCUACCUCUCAGGUAUAGUCCUUAUGAACGUUUUACGAGAACUGGCAGUCUCCCAAAAGACGCAAAACCACUAGUUAGAUACUACUAG